AGUGUUUGAUAAAGACCUCUUGAAGACAGAUGACAAAAUGGGACAUGCACAACUCAGCCUUCAACCACUUGUCUCUGCUACUAGACUCAGGCAGAUUCUGCAGAACUUCAAUGGCGAGACGGUGUUAAGGAAGGUUGUCCCAGAUAGUGACAACUGUUUGGUCAGAGAAAGCUCCAUCACUUGUGUCAAUGUUUGAUGCUGCAAAAUUAAGAAAGCUAAGACCAAGUUUCAAGCAGAAUGAGGGCUCUGUUACUGUUGGCAAUGCUUCAAUCAUAAGUGAUGGUGCAGCUGCAUUAGUCCUAGUGAGUGGAGAGAAGGCACUUCAACUUGGAUUGCAAGUAAUUGCAAAGAUUAAGGGCAAUGCUGAUACAGCUCAGGCACCUGAAUUCUUUACAACUGCUCCAGCCCUUGUGAUACCAAAAGCUAUUUCAAAUGCUGGUUUAGAUGCUUCUCAGAUUGAUUACUAUGAAAUAAAUGAAGCAUUUUCUGUUGUAGCUCUAGCCAAUCAAAAGCUGCUUGGUCUUAAUCCUGAAAGCCUUAACGUACAUGGUGGGGCUGUAUCAUUGGGACACCCAUUAGGAUGCAGUGGAGCUCGUAUCUUGGUCACAUUGUUAGGGGUAAUCUAUAAGCUUCCCUUCUCUUGCAGUGCAUUCCUAGUUUGACAUUCUAAUAUCAUU
Messenger RNA from Humulus lupulus (European hop), 677 nucleotides. Its product is annotated as acetyl-CoA acetyltransferase 1-like. The transcript has 6 exons. Gene Ontology annotation, molecular function: acetyl-CoA C-acetyltransferase activity. Bases 189 to 662 code for a protein of 157 amino acids. The record is from RefSeq and is a predicted model, not a curated record. NCBI's taxonomy places the organism in Eukaryota, Viridiplantae, Streptophyta, Magnoliopsida, Rosales, Cannabaceae. Gene Ontology annotation, biological process: fatty acid beta-oxidation.